GUUGUGAGAAGGGAUCAGGAGCUCUUUCCUUCCGGACGUCCUCUUCCCAUUUGACCUCAUUUAAUCGAGUAUAAAAAUUGACCAUAUCCUCUCUUGCGCGCAUUCUGUGGUUCUGAACUUCUCCUUGACAAUUCAAUUCAUCAAAGUGUCGAAAUCCAAUCGCUAGCGCAACCGGAUCAACAUAGUGGAGCCACCCAUUCAAAGGUUCCAUGUGAAUCACAUCACGACAUUGCAAAGUUCAGAUCACAUCUUUUUCACAGGAUCAAUCACACACCUCACAAGUUUCCCAUUCCAACCCCCCACCACCUCAAAAAUGGCCGACACCUUCGUCAGCGACUUCCAAGUCCGCUCCCAAGCCGGCGAAGCCUGCGCCUCUGUCUCCGUCCGCAACCUGCAAACAAACCUCUACGCCGCCUCCGACGCCUGGGGGCGCAAAUGCGCCGUCGCUCCCCAACCAUGCCUCAUCUCCGCCGAGGUCCACUUCAAGCAGCCGUUCGGGACCGCAGCCGCCAACGACCAGCUCGGCGCCGACACGGUGCACUACGGCAACCUGAGCAAGGCGAUUCUGGAGCGGAUGAAGCGGUUCACGGCGCCGAGGGAGCAUAACAGUGUGCAAGACAGCAACUUCACGCUGGCGUACGUCAUUCAUGAUCUGUGGGUUGGGUUGACGGGGUGGGCCCACUUUGGCUCGGUGAAGGAGGAGGAGAAGCCGUUCCUGGAUAUUUCGACCAUCAGGUUUCUGUCGCUUACGGUGACGCUUCCCAAGGCGUCGUUGUUGGGCGAUGGAGUGAGCAUGACGUGCAGUCAGUUCUUCAAGAAUGGGCCGGGCGAGAAGAUGAGGGAGAACCUCAUUAGUGCGUCGUUGAAGAUUCAUAACCUCAAGGUGCCGACUUUGGUGGGUGUGAACCCCCAUGAGAGACGGGCCAAGCAGUUUGUUGUUACAAGUGUGAAUGUGGAGAGGUACUUCCGUGAGGAUGAUUAUUACCCAGAGCUUGAGGCUGUUGUUGUCAAGGCUCUUGAGGAGUCCUCCUAUGAGACUCUAGAAGCUCUCGGCGCUCAUUUGGCUGAAAAGAUCCUCGAGCCGGAUCACAUGAAAGACCACACAAAGUGGCAGGUACACAUUCGGAUGGAGAAGCCCACCGCAGUGCCUCUGGCCGACUGCCCUAUUGUCGAGGUGCGCGCUGGUUACGGUUUUCCCGCACCCGGAAGGCCAAAUGCCAGCUAGAGGUACGGAACUUUCAGAUGACAGCGGUUGCGGGUUUAUUUCAGAGCCCUGGGCCUUUAUGAAGCCGGUUUUGUUGGUUGUUGAAAAGGUUGGCGGUUUUUGUUCGUUAUUUCGUCUGUAUGAUACCAAGGGGGACAUCA
Molecule: messenger RNA, 1365 nt
Organism: Neurospora tetraspora
Lineage: Eukaryota; Fungi; Ascomycota; Sordariomycetes; Sordariales; Sordariaceae
Product: Dihydroneopterin aldolase-domain-containing protein
Exons: 3
Coding region: 314-1225 (303 amino acids)
Biological process (GO): folic acid-containing compound metabolic process
Molecular function (GO): dihydroneopterin aldolase activity
Source: RefSeq, a predicted model, not a curated record